Trypanosoma conorhini is the source of this 720-nucleotide messenger RNA. RefSeq names its product succinate dehydrogenase subunit. The transcript has a single exon. NCBI's taxonomy places the organism in Eukaryota, Euglenozoa, Kinetoplastea, Trypanosomatida, Trypanosomatidae. The record is from RefSeq and is a predicted model, not a curated record. Bases 1 to 720 code for a protein of 239 amino acids.
AUGCGCCGUCAAUUUUUGAAGGGUUUGAUGAUGGCCGCCCCCGCUGCAUCGGUCCUUGCUGCGCCAACCCGGGGCAUUUUCACGGUGUGGGGGUCUAUCCCGCUGGAGGACUGGGCGACGAAGGAGUCUUGGCUGAAGCGCAUCACCAACUUGUCGAAGUAUCGUAGCUUUGAGUUCAGCCACGUCCCGGAGGUGGAGGCUCCUCCGGGGCUUAAACUGUCCGCGGUGGAGCUGUACCUGCUCAGCUGCGUGGAGGACGACACCAAGCGCCUGCUGAACAUAUCCUGGACGUAUGAUUUUGACUCAUUCUGGACCGACCGCGUGAACUCGCACGAUCUUCUCUACAAGGCUUUGUACCAGCGGCAGUUCCCGAUUUACAGGUUUUUCCUGGGUGACUGCUCAAGCAACGAGGCGGGACGAAAAUACAUCGAGAAAAAGCUGAAUUACCUCAAGGCUGUGCUGCACUGGGCGGCGAUGACGGAGCGGCGCUACACGGCUAUAAUGAAGGCCAGAUUUGUGGUGCAGCGUGAGGUCUGGAACGCGUUGGAGCGCGAGCGGUACCUCAUGGGGUGCGUGGAGAUCGUGGAGUCCUUCAAGACGAAGGUGCCGGCGGAGUUUGCUGCGAAGGCGAUUGGGGAGCUUGAAACCGAACUCGGCACCGUGCGGCACUGGGUGUGGGACUGCCCCAACGCGAAAAGGACAUACAAGCAAUUGGCGUGA